Messenger RNA from Cercopithifilaria johnstoni, 603 nucleotides. NCBI's taxonomy places the organism in Eukaryota, Metazoa, Nematoda, Chromadorea, Rhabditida, Onchocercidae. The record is from the annotation of a GenBank genome assembly.
AUGCUUUCACCAGCAUUCACUUUGUGUGGUUAUGCAAAAAUGAUAUUGCACGCUUACAAAUAUCCACAUCAACCAGUUAUUGGUCUUCUUAUCGGAGAAACCAGGAAUAGCAAUGAAUUGAUAUGCAAUGAUGCUAUACCCGUGUUACAUGAGAGCGCUUCUUUAAGUAUGGUUGUGGAAACGGCCUUGAUAUGUACAGAUGAUUGCACUAAAGAUGGUCGUACUCUUGUCGGGGUCUAUUUUUGUAAUCAGUCUCUUUCAGACAAUAGUCUUGAUCCCUAUGCAAUGCGAGUAGCUGAAAAAAUUGUGUCGAAUUAUCCAAACGCAUUCCUCGUCCAAAUUGAGAAUUCCCUUCUUGGCACAGGAUCCUUAGAACCUGCUAUUCGAGUUUAUACUCUGGAUAGCAAAAUGUGGAAGAUAAAAAGAUUUACCAUAAUGAACGAAGAAACAGUAUUGCCAAUCGUUUCCAGUGCCAUACAGACGAAAUUAUACCUCGAAAUCAUGGAUUUUGAAAAUCACCUGGAUAAUCCGGUCAAUGAUCACUGGAAUACAGCACUAAACGAGAAGUUAGAACGGACAUCGUGGCAAAAUGCUUGCAGUUGA